AAGUGUUGACCCCGAGAUUGCUGCCUUCCAACUUUAUUUUUUUUAGGGGAAAAAAAAGUUUUUCCCCCUCUGUCUCUAACUCCUUUCUCACUUACUCUGCCACACUCAUGGAUUUGUACCUGUUUGGAUUUGUGUUGUUUCUGUUGAAUUCAACCCGCGGACUGGCUGGCUAUCCGAUCUGGUGGUCUCUGGCUCUGGGGCAUCAGUACUCGUCUCUCGGUUCCCAACCCAUUCUGUGCGGUAGCAUCCCGGGUCUAGUCCCAAAGCAACUCCGCUUCUGCAGGAACUACAUCGAGAUCAUGCCCAGUGUGGCCGAGGGAGUGAAGAUCGGAAUCCAGGAGUGUCAACAUCAAUUCCGGGGCAGGAGAUGGAACUGUACCACGGUCAAUGACAACCUGGCGAUCUUCGGGCCAGUUCUGGAUAAAGCCACCCGGGAGUCUGCCUUUGUCCAUGCCAUUGCCUCAGCUGGAGUGGCCUUUGCCGUGACACGCUCCUGCGCCGAGGGCUCCAACACCAUCUGUGGCUGUGACUCACACCACAAGGGUCCGCCGGGCGAGGGCUGGAAGUGGGGGGGCUGCAGUGAAGACGCAGAGUUCGGCGUGCUGGUGUCCAGGGAGUUUGCUGACGCACGGGAGAACAGGCCAGAUGCCAGAUCCGCGAUGAACCGACACAACAACGAAGCUGGACGGACGUCAAUCCUGGAUCACAUGCACCUGAAAUGCAAGUGCCAUGGUUUAUCCGGGAGUUGUGAGGUGAAGACCUGCUGGUGGGCCCAGCCGGAUUUCCGGGUGAUCGGGGAUUACCUGAAGGACAAAUACGACAGUGCAUCUGAGAUGGUGGUGGAGAAGCACAGAGAGUCCCGGGGCUGGGUGGAAACCCUUCGUGCCAAGUACGAGCUCUUUAAACCCCCGACCGAGAGAGACCUUGUCUAUUAUGAAAACUCGCCAAACUUUUGCGAGCCAAACCCUGAAACUGGCUCUUUUGGGACCAGGGACAGGAUCUGCAACGUCACUUCUCAUGGCAUCGAUGGCUGCGACUUGCUGUGCUGUGGCCGUGGACACAACACUAGGACGGAGAAACGCAAGGAGAAGUGUCACUGCAUAUUCCACUGGUGCUGUUAUGUCAGUUGCCAGGAGUGUGUUCGUGUUUAUGAUGUACAUACAUGCAAAUAACAGGACACACAACCACCACAUGUCAAUAACAAACUCUUUCUCUCUCUCUCUCACAUGUGCGCAUGCGUGCGCGCAUGCGCGCACACACACACACACACACACACACACACACACACACACACACACACACACACACACACACACACACACACACAAUUAGGUGAAACAGUCUGGAACCAUUCAGCCACUGUUGGGCAAAGCAAGAUAUGUGACCUUUGGUUUGCACGUACAUUGCCAAAAUGUAUUCUGUGGAAUGUAGUCUUUCAUUGAUCAAAUGUUUUAUUUUAUCCACAUACCAGGAGGUCAUAACCUAAAAUUUAUUACAGUGGUUGAGGAAAGAAGUAAAAUUUCCACUGAGCCCCAUUGGUACAAUAAUCUUAUCUUGUUACCUUUCCUACUCCCACCUCCACAGAAGGCUCUUACACUCGAGCAGCUGCUAAUACAAUGUAACUUUGAGGACUUUCCCAUAGUUUUGGUAAUUAUGGGUUAGCUUAGCUUGUCCCAAUCAAAACGACAACUUGCUUAGAAAUUAUAACAGAUAAUGAAUGACUGGAAGAAGUAACCAGCACUGGUUAUAACUUGGAUGGAUCUCAGGUUAGAUUAGGUGCCUUUGUUUUUUCCCAUCCUAGAAGUGACAAAUACAAAGCCAAUUUCAGGGUGAUCUUCUCUGGGAUUAGGAUUGUUAUCAACACAGAGGUGAAGGGAUGGGAGGAGGAAUGAGGGUGCUGUUCUUGGGAAAAACUCAUUGCUCAAGUGAACUGAGUCAGCACGCAGAGCUCUGAGGGUGCAGUAAAGAUAAACAGAAGUAAAUUCGGGAAAUGCAGUUGGGAAGUUCUGAAGACCUUGGCUAUAAGGGUUAUAAUAGACAUUGGCCUUUGCAAUUCUGCAGCAAUGACCUAUUUGGAAAAGUCCCCCAAGGCUUUCUUGUGAAAUUACUUUUGAAUAGUUAAUGAAAUAUCCACCUGACCAGAAUGGGAAGCAUUUAAAUUCCUAGUUCUAAAGCUGGUCCCAAUGAGGACGUCUUUAAAUCAGUCUCAUUUUAGUUUUGUUUUGUUCAGGCCCAAUUUUUAUGUGUUUCUGAAUUUAAUUUCUGUCGCCUUGACAGGAAAGACUACAACCUCCAGAAUCCAUUGCACAAGUCUGUAUCCCACAGGGCUGGAGAUACAAGCUGUGGUAUUAAUAUUGUAAUAACAGCUUCAUCUUCCAGCAGUACAUUUAUUAUAUCCUCAACUCGAAAGAUAUCAGACAAGAUCCCGGUUGCAAAACUUCCUAGUUCUUUAGGAUGGUGACUGUAUCACGUACUAUACAUGAAUUUAAGUAUUAAUACUGCUUGUACUUCACACCUACCAGUCGCACCUUUAUCAAAUGAUUGAAAGUUGAGAUUUGAAUGGAUUUAUUAAUCAGCUGAUGCAGACAUGCCUUCCUCUUCCAGGGACCUUGCAUCCACCAACACUGAAGAGCAAUUCUACUUACAUACAAAUGUGCCUUCUUUCUGUGAAAGAAAAAAAAAUGAUGGAUAAGAUAAAGAAGCAAGGCAGGAAUUCAUUGUUGAGCCCCAUGGAUAGCUUUCCUGAAUGAGCAAGUAGUUACUUCAAGCAAAUGGGCGUUGACAUCCUAUGCUCGAAAAAUAACCAACAGUCUGCAACAUUUAUCGUAGCAUUUUUCUACCUUGUAGCCUGGAAUUACUAGCUCCAAGUUGAACCUGUAUUGCAAGUUGCUAUAUCCAAAGUUUUGUACAAAUUAGAUGUUUGACCCUUUGAUUUUAUAUUCUUAAAGCCUAUGUUUUUAUAAUUAUUUAUUGCACAAUGUGUAUAUAUAUGACUCAACUGAGAUUAUAUAUUUGCAGAAAGUGUCUUAUCUGCUGUUUCUAGUUUAUAAACUUGCCAUGGUGGCUUGAAGGCAGUGUGAGCUACAUUUACUAUCAUGCUUCACAGUGCAGGAUCCAGAGUGAGUUCUAUGGAAGCGGAUGUUAAAUGUAUAAUCUCUCCUGUCACUCAG
Pristis pectinata (smalltooth sawfish) is the source of this 3170-nucleotide messenger RNA. RefSeq names its product proto-oncogene Wnt-3. Lineage: Eukaryota; Metazoa; Chordata; Chondrichthyes; Rhinopristiformes; Pristidae. The record is from RefSeq and is a predicted model, not a curated record. Gene Ontology annotation, biological process: neuron differentiation; canonical Wnt signaling pathway; cell fate commitment. The transcript is spliced from 4 exons. Gene Ontology annotation, cellular component: extracellular region. Gene Ontology annotation, molecular function: cytokine activity; frizzled binding. The coding region runs from base 108 to 1172 and encodes 354 amino acids.